UCUGUUCACACCAACUAUCUACUACUGAUUAGUAAGCCCUGAUGCUUCAAAAUGGCCUUCUGAUCUAUCAUCUUAAGAUCCAAUGGUUCAGUGUCUCCCUUCUUGAAGAGAGAGAUGGAAGGGUGAGGAUAAAAAGAAAAAGGUACCGAGUGAAACCUUGCCUUUAACCCCAUAGCUUUUAUCUCUUGGUAACCUUGAGAACCUUCAGCUGUCUUUAUCUUUCCUAUCUGUACAUGUGAAACGACCUUCAGAGAAGAAAAGAAGCCAAAUAGAAUAGAGCUGUGUCUGUUCUUUCAGUCAGAGCCACCAAGAGCUAAACGAGUCUUUUCUCUGUACAAUACAAUACUAGAACAGCAAAUGCAGCUAAGAGAAUCCAUUCAUAAGACCAAGAAGUUCUUUCACAAUGCUCUCCAAAACCUCAAGUCCAUCUUCUUUGGUGGCUACCAAAAGCUGACCAAGCCUACUUCUUUCAAGCCCUUCUCACGCGGCAGCAGCAAUGUGAAGAAUUACCGGAUAGAUCAGUACUAUGCUGAUUUUUGCAAGGAAUGGGAGUGUGAUCUGGAAAAGGCAAUGAAAGGAAAGAGCAAUGAUUUCAUGGGGUCAAAAGAGCCAAAGAGAGAUGAAGAUGUGAGUGAUGAAAGUGAGAUGAAGCUUGCAAACAGUCCGUCGAGGAAGAAUGAAGGAGGAAAGGAAGAGAAGAGUAAGAAGAUUUCCCAAGUACAAAAAGCGGAAGAAAAAAGCUCAAAGAACAUGAAUGAAAGCGCUUGUGUAUUAGCACAGAAGAUGAAGGAAUUGGAAAUAAUGGACGUGAGUGAUGUAGAACAUGUUUUGGAUGUUGAAGAGGCACUCCACUACUAUUCUCGUCUCAAAAGCCCUGUGUACCUUGACAUUGUCGACAAGUUUUUCACCAACAUGUAUACAGAAUUUUCUGCUCCAAAGGCCUCUGCCAGCACCAACAGUUCAUAGCGAAGUCUCGGAUCAAUUAGGUUAUAAAUUCCAAUCUUCGUGGGUUGUUUCUUUUGCAUAUGGAUUAUUUUCCAUAUUAAUUUUCCUGUUCUGUAUUCUUCCGAGUGUGUCUAAUUUACACAAUGAUUUUUGAUAUUCAUCUCUGUAGAAUGUUGUUUACCUGGAUUGCCAUGCUUGAGCCUGUCUUUUUACUCAAGGACACCAAACAUGUUUCAGAUAUUUAAGGGCUGUGCAUUGUUAAUUUAAA
Molecule: messenger RNA, 1213 nt
Organism: Populus nigra (black poplar)
Lineage: Eukaryota; Viridiplantae; Streptophyta; Magnoliopsida; Malpighiales; Salicaceae
Exons: 1
Coding region: 358-966 (202 amino acids)
Source: RefSeq, a predicted model, not a curated record